AUGAUACAGUUUCCUGCUAGAGCAGCUCACGGUGAUAGCGAUGACCGUGGAGAAUUCGAAUUUCUCCCUCCACCACCAUCACCUACAGCGGCACGAUGGGGAGAAUUACACAACAACGAAUCGGUAACAUCUUUAGAUACCUUUCGAUACAGUCGAACUACAACAGCGCGAUCGUCAUCAAAUUUAAAUUUAAUCAAUAAUCAAAGUUCAGCAACUCUCCUAGGUAGGAGUCAAACGCCUGGCACAUCAACACCUGGCCCUUCAACACCUAGUCCAUACGGCCGAUCAUUAAAUGCCUUCCAUAGCCGUUCUUUCUCCGAUACUUCAUCUUACGAUGGAGCAACGGCAUGCCCAUCACCAGGCUUACGAGAAGAUGAAAGUAUCAGUUAUGAAGAAUUCAAAAAGGAAGAUCCGAGCACCGCUCGAAGAGUCAGACAUUUCAAUACUUUCAACAAACAGUUUGAUACCUCUGUAUAUCAAAUCGAAACAUUACACAAGCACGACGAUGAAAUUUUCCUCCCUCCUUGGAAACGAAACAUGUAUCGAUUAUCCCCGCUGUUCACAUUUCUAGCCUGCGGUUCCUACUUCCUUUACUACGCAUACCGUAUUUUUUGUAUAAUAGAUGUUCAAAGGGCGUACGGCAAAGUUUAUAUCAUGGCAUGGCUAUUCAUUGCAGCAGAAGGUUGCGUUGCUUGUCCCGCUCUUCUCCACCAACUGUACCAAAUGUUAUCGAUUCGCGGCCGUUCACGUCCCAAACUUCGUAUUCGUGGUAAUGAGGUACCUACCGUUGAUGUUUUCAUUACAUGCUGCGGUGAAGAUGUAGACGUCGUACUUGAUACCACUCGAGCUGCGGCUGCUGUUGAUUAUCCCCAAGACCGUUUCCGUGUUGUCGUUCUCGAUGAUGGAAAAGAUGCCGAUUUGGAAAAAGCUAUCAAUAAUCUUGCGCUCGAAUAUCCAAAUGUUUAUUACCAUGCCCGUAUCAAGAUUAAGGGCGUUCCUCAUCAUUUCAAAGCUGGAAAUCUCGCCGGUGGUACCAAUUUCGUGGUUGAUUUGGAAGGAGGUGAAGCUGAGUUUAUGGCUCCCUUGGACGCGGAUAUGAUUCCGGAGUCAGAUUGGCUAAGAGCUAUUAUUGCUCAUAUGGUUAUUGAUGAUAAGAUGGCUCUCGUUUGUCCACCGCAGCUUUUCUACAACGUUCCUGAAAAUGAUCCUCUGUGUCAAUCUCUAGAUGCAUUCGUCCAUGUAAUGGAACCUACCAAAGAUGCCAAUGGAGUAGCAUGGUGUACCGGUUCUGGUUAUGCCAUCCGCCGCGCAGCUCUCGAUGACAUUGGAGGCUGGCCUGUCGGCUCCCUCGCAGAAGAUACCUUUACUUCCUCCUUACUUCUCGGUGCUGGCUGGAAAACAGCAUUUUGUCACGAAGCCCUACAAUUCGGUACUGUCCCAGACACCAUCACCGGACAUCUCAAACAGCGUACUCGUUGGACUCUCGGAACAUUACAAACAGCACUGAAACUCAAAUUUUGUCUCUUCGGAAAACUAGUAAAAGGCAUGGGAUUCUUCGCGCGUCUCUCAGCAUUCGUCUUCGCAAUCGAUGCCUUUUUUAAAAUCUUCCUCGUCAUCGCUCUCCUUACCAUCCCCAUCGUCCUCAUCUCCGGCGGCCAACUCGUAGCCUACAACACCGAAACCCAACUUAAAUGGCAAGUCCGCCUCUGUUUCAUCCAACUAGUCUUAACCCGUCUCAACGAAUGGAUCACCUACAUCCCCUCUGGCUACCGUCUCGCGCAACGCGACGCAGGAGCCCAAAUGUGGAUGGCUCCUUUCCACGCCAAAACAAUCAUCAUGUCAUUCCUACUACCCUCCUGGCUCGGCGGCCGCCCCAUGGCCUUCUCCAGCUCCGGAAGUCAAAAAUCAGACAUCAACGAACGGGAUCCUCUCACCCGCGCAGGUCUCUUCAGAAGACUCUGGACCAUCCUCUGGAACUGUCAAUGCUAUAUGCAUCUCCUAUACAUCCUCUUCGUCAUCGCCGCCGUAACCUACUCCAGCAUUCUCGGUCUCGUCAUGCAAGCAGAAACAAACGAUACCCUGAAGAAAAAACUCCUCUAUUUACUUACUCAUGCUUUCUGGCCUCCAAUGUUAUGGAUGAUGUGUAUAACUGCUUGUUUUGAACCGAUUCGCUAUGCUAUUUGGCCGCCCUCGAUGCCGGAAAGAGAGGAGUUGUUGGAUAGAGAUCAGAAGACGCAGAUUGCGAGGCCGAAGGAGGAGUGGAAGAAGGCGAGAUAUGCAAAGACGAGUUUCUUUCAUGAGUUUCAGUAUACGCUUUUGACGGGGUUUACGGGGAUGGUUUUUGUAGGUGCGUUUUUUAUUGGGAUUUAA
Messenger RNA from Sclerotinia sclerotiorum 1980 UF-70, 2370 nucleotides. RefSeq lists its product as hypothetical. The transcript is spliced from 4 exons. Lineage: Eukaryota; Fungi; Ascomycota; Leotiomycetes; Helotiales; Sclerotiniaceae. The record is from RefSeq and is a predicted model, not a curated record. Bases 1 to 2370 code for a protein of 789 amino acids.